Messenger RNA from Trichoderma atroviride IMI 206040, 1562 nucleotides. RefSeq lists its product as uncharacterized. Gene Ontology annotation, molecular function: metalloaminopeptidase activity. The record is from RefSeq and is a predicted model, not a curated record. NCBI's taxonomy places the organism in Eukaryota, Fungi, Ascomycota, Sordariomycetes, Hypocreales, Hypocreaceae. Gene Ontology annotation, biological process: proteolysis. Gene Ontology annotation, cellular component: cytosol.
UAGAUGAUAGGUUUGUCCAACUUCUUGUCAUAUUUGUAAUCGCUCGCAGCAUCAUUACUUUGAGCCGCUCUCCUAUCAUCUCCCUUCAACUUACAUACCGCAUCCCGACCCUCCUUCACCAUGGCCGCCGAACCCCCCGCCAAGAAGAAGUGCCUAGGCGCAGACUGCGAUAACGAGGCUGGCGCGCUGCAGUGCCCGACAUGUUUGAAGCUUGGCAUCAAGGACAGCUUCUUCUGUGCCCAGGAUUGCUUCAAGAGGAACUGGAGCACCCACAAGUCCCUGCACAAAUCACAAAUCACCGGCUACUACAAUCCUUUCCCGAGCUUCCCCUUCGCCGGCACGCUGCGCCCCGUCUAUCCUCUGUCCGAGCAUCGUACCAUUCCCAAGUCGAUUCCUCAUCCCACUUGGUGGCAAGACGGCGACCCCAAGUACAGCCGGUCACUGGUCAACCGCAACAAGAUCGAUGUCCACGAUGCAAAGGGCAUUGCUGCGAUGCGCAAGGUCUGCAGGCUAGCGCGUGAGGUCCUCGAUCUUGCCGCCGCCGCAGCCAAGCCCGGCGUCACGACCGACUUCAUCGACGAGCUUGUUCACAAGGCUUGCAUAGAGCGCGAGUCUUACCCUUCACCCCUCAACUACAACCACUUCCCCAAAUCAUGCUGUACUUCCGUCAACGAAGUCAUCUGCCACGGUAUUCCCGAUCAGCGCAUUCUCCUCGACGGCGAUAUCCUCAACAUUGACAUCAGCUUGUACCAUGGUGGAUACCACGCCGAUCUUAACGAGACAUACUACAUUGGCGACAGGGCCAAGGCCGAUCCCGACAGCGUAAGAGUAGUGGAGGCAGCACGUGAGUCUCUCGACGAGGCCAUCAAGGCCGUCAAGCCGGGCGUCCUGAUCCGAGAGUUUGGAAACAUUAUCGAAAAGGUUGCAAAGCAAAAGGAUUGCAGCGUAAUUAGAACGUACUGCGGCCACGGCGUCGGAAAGCUCUUCCACUGCCCGCCCAACGUCCCGCACUAUGCCAAGAACAAGGCUGUGGGUGAGUGCAAGGUUGGAAUGACCUUUACCAUUGAACCCAUGAUCGCUCUGGGCAAGUACAGAGAUAUCACUUGGCCCGACAACUGGACCAGCACAACCAUUGACGGAAAGCGAACAGCCCAGUUCGAGCACACACUUCUUGUUACGGAAGACGGCUGCGAGAUUCUUACGGCACGGACGGCCGACUCGCCGGGUGGGCCGAUUCCCAUGCCGGAGAAGGUGGCCAAUGGAGAGUAAUUGACGCAAUGUACGAUCAAUUUGAAGCUUUGACGAAGUGAUUGAAUAUGAUUGAAUACCAUCAUUAUGUAGCGUAUUGUAUGAUGUGGGCAUCCUAGAAGUUAGCGAUAGGGUUCUGGCGUCGUGGUGUGCUGCGGAUGCAAUAGAUUGAUCGCUUUUUCUCUGCUACAAGGGUCGCUGUAGGCAUUGAUGCUGGGUCCCGCAUGAUUUAUGCGCAACGAGAAAUUGGACAAGUCUAGGCUCGUUGUUUAUCAGGCAAUUUUUGGAAAUUGAACAAGAUUAACCUCCAACGU